AUGGAGACCGAAAGGGAUUCAGUUUCAAUUGAGGCCGAAGGGGUGCGGGAGUUUGGAAUGACCGCAGCAGAUGUCACACUCUGCCGAAGAGGCAGUGGGGUGAUUGGUGGAGCUAUCCGUCUGAAGUCGCCAGAAGUUGGGAGUAUCAAGGCCAUUAGCCGGAGCCCGACGGCCACCUUCUGCACGGGGGGUCAAGGAGCACCGUCUCGAUCCGGCGGUGGGAGCAACAUGGAUAACCAGGGGCAGCAGUUGCAGCAAGAACCCGUAAAGACCACCGGGGAUGCGAUGUCUCAUUCUUUUGGGGAGGGUUACUCCACGCGGUCAGACGAGGAAGGAUUUGGAGUGAUUUAUGGGGGAAAUCAAUCCAUCUCGAAACCUGGAGAGCAUGAAAACCAUCCCGACUAUGACAAGUCGCAGGACAGCGAAGUCAAACAGAAGGAGAAAGGUCGGAAUCAAGCACAGUCGGGCAAGUGAAGAUUCGCCGCUGAUGUCUUCACAUCUUGUUCGUUUCAAAUAAGAUAUUUGCCGUUUGUCUUGUGUUCUAUCAAGAUAUCAAUGUUUCGACCAGAUUCUUAUUAAAUUUUGAUGUUGCUAAUUAAUGUCCUUGGUGCAUCGGUGCUUU
Molecule: messenger RNA, 622 nt
Organism: Elaeis guineensis (African oil palm)
Lineage: Eukaryota; Viridiplantae; Streptophyta; Magnoliopsida; Arecales; Arecaceae
Source: RefSeq, a predicted model, not a curated record